Molecule: messenger RNA, 2700 nt
Organism: Adineta steineri
Lineage: Eukaryota; Metazoa; Rotifera; Eurotatoria; Adinetida; Adinetidae
Source: the annotation of a GenBank genome assembly
AUGGCUGCAACAACUUUGACGCCGUAUGAAAUACUCCAAGUAAAACCACUGGAUAGUGAUUUUCAAUUACGUGUAGCAUAUCGUUUACGAAUUCAUGAAUUGAAAAAAGAUCGACUUAAUUUUCCUACAAAUCGUAAGAUUUCACCUGCAAAGUUUCGACUUAUAUGUCGUGCAUAUGAAACAUUAUCUGAUCAUGAUAAACGUAAAAUUUAUGAUAGCAGUAAAGAAUGGACAUCUACUAUACCUUUGACGAAAUAUACACUUCAACAACUUGCUGGCGAACCUGAUCUCGCACCACAGUUGAGAAAUCGAUUAGAAAAAGCCACUUUAAGACAAACUGAUGCAAAAGAUCCGAAAACUGAUCAAACACCACUUUAUUGUGCAGCACGUGCUUGUAAUGUUGAUGCUGUCUAUCAUUUAACUGAACAAGGAGCUGAACCAGAUCUUGCACAAAGAACAGGAAGUACAGCUUUACAUGUCAGCGCUUUCUAUGGACAUCCAGAAAUUGUUCGUUGUUUAAUGGAAAGUGGUGCUGAUUAUCGUAAACAAAACUCUUAUAAUAAUACACCCGAAAAAGAAUCAUUUGAUGAUAAUGUUAGAAAUACUUUUACUGAUAUGAAAAAACAACCUUUUGUUCAAGCAGCUGCUGAUCAGCUCGAUUGGUUUAAAGAAAAUAUUGAUAUAAUUCCAAAUCAUAUUGAUGAGCAAUAUUAUAGACAAUGUCAAACAUUACUUCAUUGUGCAAGUAGAAAAGGUUUUACUGAUCUUGCUCGAUGGUUAGUCGAACAACGUUCAGCUAAUCUUGAUAUUGUUGACAACAAUUUAAAUUCAGCUUUACAUCUUGCUGCAUACGGUGGACAUACAACAAUUGUUGAAUUUCUUCUAAAUCAAGGUGCUAAUUCUCUUUUAAUUAAUAAAUGGGGUAUGACAGCCGAACAAGAAGGUAUUAUACAUGGAACACAUAUUGUUACAUUAUUUCAAGCAAUGCGUAAUCGAAACAUGUUUGAUAUGGCAGCACAAGGUGUUGAAUGGUGGUUUAAAUAUCAUUUUGCUGGAAAUUCACCAGAUGCAACAACUAAUGAAGGUACAAGUUUACUUUAUAUUGCUUCUCGUCAUGGACAAACAUCAGUUGUAAAAUGGUUAUUAGAAAAUGGGGCCAAUGCAAAUAUACAACUUACAAGUGUAUCACGAAGCACAUCUUUACAUGCUGCUGCCUAUAAUGAUCAUAUAUCAACAGUUGAAUUAUUAAUAAAUCAUGGCGCUGAUGUCAACAUAAAAAAUCAUUAUGGUGAGACUGUCUUUGAUAAUGCUCGAUCGGAUAAGAUGAAGAAUUUUUUGCAACAGUAUCGAAAGAAUCUAUUGGAGAAUAAAAUCCUGAUCGUACAUUUGUUUGGUGAUGGACGUAAAACUGGAAAUGAACCAUUAGCAAAACUUCAAUUAAGUUGGAAUGCUACACGUGAUGAUCUUUGGAAUGCAAUGCCUGAAUCAUUACGCAAAGAAUAUCAUAGUUUUUCCAUUGCUCGUCGACCAUUACAGUUGCAAGAAAAGGAUACAACUAUAAUAUCUGCUUUUUGUCGAGCACGAUAUGGAAAAUCAAAAUUUGUUGAAUUACCACUUUGUAUUACAGCUCAUGAAUCACCGAGAUAUGUGAAUAGUGGACAUAUUCUUGGUGAGGAAGUUAUUGAUUAUAAUUCACGUGAGUUUCAAGCAAAGUUUAUGUCCAAAUGUCAAAAUUCAUCCAUUAAGAUUGCAUCUCAAUUAAAUAAAAUACAAAAAUUUACUUGUGGCAAUUUAUCCGUUACAUUUCCAGUCAAUUGUGCGAGCAAACAACUUUCAAUUGAUGUUGAAUAUAUUGACUCACCUGAUUUGCAAACAUUUAAAUUACCAGAAUGUCUUUGUCUUUUUCGAACAAAAUUUCAAGGAAAAAAUAAUGCACUAGAAGAAAUGCCAAAUGUUGUAUUCAAUGGUGACUCGAAUGUACGUCUAUAUAGUUGGAUACAAUCACAAGCAUAUUGGUUUGCUCAUAAAAUCAGACAUGGACGUUUACCCUUUAUUGAUGGUGUACAUGCUUUUAUUCGUCAUGUUGAUAUUAUUCCAGCUGCAUUAAAUCUUCCACCAGAUAUGUUUAUUCAAGCUGCUGUCGGAAAACCAUUCAAUACUCGUGAUCAUCCUGUUUAUUGUCGAUAUUUGAAAAUUCGUGAACAUAAAACCGAUGUUUAUCCUCAUAUUGCUUAUCAUGGAACAUCUAUUAAAGUUAUACCUUCAAUUCUUAUGGAUGGACUUGUUAUGCCAAGUACUGUAGUCUCAAAUGGUAUACGUGUUUGUCCACCAGAUAAUCAUAUUGCACGAGGAGUUAACGUUUUUGAUACUGAAGAUUUUUCUAAUGGAAUAUUUGUAAGUCCCAGCAUACAUUAUUGUUCAGAUCCAGUAUAUGCAGUAACAUUUUCGGAUGGUGAUGAACGUCUUGUUGCUGUAUUAGAAUGUGCUGUGAAACGAGAUGCAUUUAAAGCUUUUCCAAGCACUGUACCGGGAUAUAAAGGUCAUGAAGGUGAUGAUCUUACAGCUAUCGAAUGGCGUCUAACCAAUCCUGCAGCUAUCGAAAUUAUAUCUAUACUUUUCAUUCCUCAAAUUAAAUCAAGAAUCGCUGCAGCACGAUUACGUGCUGGUAAACUUGGUGUUAAUCCUAACGAUGUUACAUAA